Molecule: messenger RNA, 360 nt
Organism: Penaeus monodon (black tiger shrimp)
Lineage: Eukaryota; Metazoa; Arthropoda; Malacostraca; Decapoda; Penaeidae
Product: acanthoscurrin-2-like
Source: RefSeq, a predicted model, not a curated record
GAAUUCCUGUGGUUGCCCUAACUCUGUGCGUGUUGGCUUUGCAAGCAGAUGCGGAGCCUAAGCCAUGCGGGCUCCUCAGUCUUCUUGGAGGCUUGUUGUCAGGAGGGGCGCCAGGUGGAAUGGGAGGAGCCCUUCGCCCGGCGGGAGGUGGACUAAUGGGAGGGGCAAUGGGUGGAAUGAAACCAGGAAGAGCAAGAGGUGGACUAGGUGGAAUGGGUUAAAGACCAGGGAAUUCUUCACAUUACAUAACGACGCCACACCUUUUGACGCAGAUUGAUGUGUAAUUCUCCAUAAAGUUACAUAAAAUAUACAAAACUUAGUUUCGUAUAAGAUGGUAGUGGCUAAAAAAAAAAAAGAUAA